AUGGCGGACGAGAUGUUGUUUGAGGCCCCACUAGCUCAGUUCGACUGCGAAGAAUGGAACUCUCUGGACGAUGAUGAUGCUAAUUAUAGCAGCAGCAGCAACAACAACAACAAUAACAACAUUAAUAAUGUUAAUAAUAACAUUAGCACCAACAACAUCAGCCAAAAUGACAAAAAUGACAUUAAAAAAAACCUUAACCAUUUUACCACAACUGCUAACUAUGACGCCAUAAUCAACAACAACAAUAACACCAUCACCAACAACAACAUCAACAACGUAAGCAGAUUCUCAAGCAUUUGCGAUAACAUUAAAAAUAACUACAACAACAACAUCAAUAACAUUAAGAACAACAACAACAUCAACAACAACAAAAACAACAACAAUGUCUACCAGUAUAAUAGAUAUAAUAUACUGAAUUCAGCCGCUGUCAGGACCCUGAUGAUGAUCCAAGAAAACAAAUUUAACAACAACAACAUCAACAACAACAACAGCAACAACAUUAACAAUGACAACAACAACAACAACAACAUAGAUAAAACAGCGCUUCUUGAAUCUUUGGUGAACGAUAAUGACAUCAUGAGUUUGGAGAAUACAAUAAGAUUGCUAUUCAGCUCUGAUAACAGCAAUGAAAGCAGUCAAACUAAUACCGCCUACAACUUGCUUUCUAAAUAUAUUGCUGACAACAAUAACAACAACAACAUCAACAACAACAAUCAUAAUUAUGCUCAAACAACCUACAAAUCCUGUCUUACUGAACAUCUGACAACAAAUUUAGACGAUGACGACUACAAAAACUUCGAUUACAACAACAACGACAACAACAACAACACUAACAACAACAACAACACUAACAACAACAACAACACUAACAACAACACUAACAACAACACUAACAGCAACAACAACAACAACAACAAUAAUAAUAACGUUGAGGAUCUUUUCGGGCAAAACUACAAUCUCGGUCUCGAUAAUUUCUGUGAGACCCUCUCAAGGUCACUCGAAGACCUCGUCAACACCUUCGACGAAAGGAUUACAAAAAGUUUGAAGAACUUUGACGACAAAGUUCAAGAAUUCGCUCCAGUUCAGAAGUGGGAAGUUAAUGAUGGGGAUGCAGUCAGAGAUUCGGCUUACUUUUCUGACUCGGAGAGAAACGACAACAGAUGGUGCUUGGAAGACUACGUAAGACUCUACCCAGACGUCAGAACCAUGAGUAGCCCGUCGUUGUUUGGGAUGGUGGGGAACUUGGAGGAAAACGUCCAGCUGUUGUCGAAGGUUUUAGUUGGAGAGCUGGCCAAGAGGGAUGAACUGGUCUACGAGAAAGAAACUAAAAAUAGAUUCAUCUGGCUGUUGACAACCGUUCAGCAGAAGAAAGACACUGACCACAACAAGCGUCUCAACACGCUAACAACUUCUAACAACAACAGCAGCAGCAGCAACAACAGCAACAACAAUAAUAAACCUUACCAAGUGGCCAUUGCUAAACUCAAAGACCUUUCAGACAGGAUUACUAACAAAAGAUCAGUGAGUAGUAUUAAUAAAAACAACAAUGAUUAA
Molecule: messenger RNA, 1554 nt
Organism: Helobdella robusta
Lineage: Eukaryota; Metazoa; Annelida; Clitellata; Rhynchobdellida; Glossiphoniidae
Exons: 6
Coding region: 1-1554 (517 amino acids)
Cellular component (GO): cytoplasm; axon
Source: RefSeq, a predicted model, not a curated record